AUGUUGGCAGAGGUAGCAAAAGGAGAGGGAUUGAUGAAGAGACGUUGCAGAGAGAUAGAGGCUCGGGAGAAAGUUAGCGUCCUUGAUGUAAGCCGCGAAUCCAUCGAGAUAGAUGUUGACCAGCAUGACGAUAAUGAGGGCAAGGUUGGAGCCGCAGCAAGCGACGAGGAUGUAGCGUACGACGAGGAUGACCAUAGCAGAAUAGAUAACGACGACGAAGACGAUAACGACGUCGAAGGUGACGGGAAUAAAAAAGACCAAGACAAAGAAGAUGAACGUCUUUUACUAACCCUGAACCAACAGAAGGUCUUAAUUAAGAAAGGUAUUCAAAGAACGCCAGAGGAGUUGGUCCAUACAGAUGGUGACAUUAAGAUGGCAGAGAUCGCUCAUCGACUCCAUGGUCCAUCUUCUACCACUACCAAAGCAAGGAACGGAGCAUGUGGUGAUACUACGAAUCCGUGCACGGCACUCGUGUUGGCGAACGCUUACAAUGGAAACGGUACCUUCUUUGACCAUUGUUCGCGUAGAGAAGUGAUGGAUCCAUUUGUUUUCUAUACCAAGGACAUUCUUGCCUGCCACGAAAGAUACUUGUGUCCGAUUCGCGAUAAUAUGCAUGCUCCAGUGGAGAUCGUUUAUGGUAUCCCAACCUGGGAACGAAUGAAACUUUUAGUUCAAGAUAAGCUCCAAGCCCUUGAUCUGUGGGGUAACUACGAAGGGAGCACGAUAUACCUGGAAUGGGAAAAUGUCCAGGAGAAUCUUAGCGAAACUUCGCGUCGUUUAGGAAGAUUUCUAAUAUUUGCGUCCCAUUUACAGAAUAUGAUGAGGGCAUGGUCAAAGAGCUAUACUGCUGGUCAACAUAGUUUGCUCGAAAUCGGAUAUCGACUGGCUGGUGUUGGUUUCAUUGAACGUUUCUAUUAA
Letharia columbiana is the source of this 918-nucleotide messenger RNA. RefSeq lists its product as uncharacterized. The record is from RefSeq and is a predicted model, not a curated record. NCBI's taxonomy places the organism in Eukaryota, Fungi, Ascomycota, Lecanoromycetes, Lecanorales, Parmeliaceae. The transcript has 3 exons. Bases 1 to 918 code for a protein of 305 amino acids.